UAUGAUAGGAUGAUAUCGAUAAGUUUUCGAUAAUACCAUUAACAUAGAAUGUUAGACUUAACAGUUACUUAAAAGAUCAUUUGAGCAGCCCCAGUUCAUUUGAGCAAUAACAGCUUUGAAGCAUAAGUAUGACAAGUAGACGCGGUGGUUCCUGUUAACGUAUUAACAUUCAAGAAGAAUAACAUUUGUUGUUGUUUUGCCGUCGGAGUAGCAUGUACGUCGCGCGUCGAAUGAAAAAAUAAUAAUUUGUUUGAAAAAUAAAACGACAACUGAAUGCGCAUACGUAUAUAUUACUUGUGCGUUUCAACAAUAUUUGGGAUAUAUGUACAUGCAUCAAACAGCAAAUACACAUCUGAUUUGUGGCGGACGUGUGUGUGUGUGGGCGCGCAAAAUCGUUAAUUAUUUUGAUUAAAAGUGGAGAAAAUAAAUACAGAAUUUGUGUAUGCUUGCUUGUGAAAUUGGCAGAGCCCUCCGCUUCUGACCACUCCGCGCCGGACGACAUUCGCGAAAAUAAACACAAAAAUAGCAAUAUUCAAUCCAAAGAACAACGCGCGUGUGUAUUUUGGCUAAGACAGGAAGAGAUCAUUUGCCAAAAAGAGCAAGCAGCAUACGUGCAUAUGUGUGCGAAUGUGUGUUGAAGUUGCAUGUGUGUGUGCAUACAAGUAAAUGUAAAUAAAAAGAAAAGUGCAAAGCGAAAGUUCAAUUGUGUAAAAUCUUGAGUGUGCGUCAAGCGUUUGUUUAGCUUUUUUAUUUGCUUGUAUUUGUGCGUCUCGGGCAGCGCGCGUGUUAGAUAAAUAACGGCAGUUGCAACUGCCGCCGCCACAGCUCUCCACCCGCGAGACACAUGCACAGAAACAACAACAACAGCGACAACGAAAAGAAAAAGAGCUGCAAAACUAAAGGCAAACGGAAAAGCAAGAGGCAGAGCAAUUGUUUCAAGUGAAUUGCAAUAAUUUGUGUUGGCUGGCCAGAUGUGUUUAAUAAAUGAUUGCGAUUGCGCCAGUUGUAUAUUAUUAUGGCCUUGUUGAACAAACUGUUCUUUCCGUCGGUACCAGCGCCAACCGCAGCAGCAGCACCCACGCAAGCGACGCCAUCGGCAGCGGCACCGCAGUUCUCUGCGCCCCAAACAACCCCAACAACAACAGCGCAAGCAACGCUAAAUUAUGGCCAAACAACAGUAGCGGAGGCGGCAUCACGUACUCACGCCUCUGCCGGCAACAAUAGUUCGUCGUCCGCAAAAGCUACGCAAACGUCCAGAAAUUAUCUAAGCCAAUUCCCCUUCGAUGCGAGCCAGGUGCGCGUCCUGCUCUAUAGGGAGGACGACAGUCACGGCAGGCGUCUGCUCUUCGACUCGCAUGCCCUGCAGAAGGUGACGCUGAAGGAACCCAACAACGGCAGCAGCAGCAGCAGCAGCUCGGGCGGCAAGUUCCUCAAGAAUGACAAGUACACGUCGCUGCAGAAUGGCAAGAUUCAGGCCAAGGCACAUUCCAACAAUAACGGCAGCAACCUGAUCGAAGUGUGCCCCGAAUAUGGCUACAAGCACAAUCGUCCGACGGGCGCGGAUAUUACGCCCAUUGGCGAGAUGGUCUUCGGCUCGCUGGCCAUGUCCUUCUGCGGCACCGCGCUCAAGGUGCACUGGCUGCCGCAGCCGGCACGCAUACUCUGCUCCCAGGUGUACCUGACGCCCACGGGCAACGCAGCUGGCACGGGGACGGGAGCCGGCGGCGCUGGCAGCCACUCGCCCUAUUCCACGCUCUCGAUGAACAGUUUGACGCCGCGCAGCUCCAUUUGCAGCGAGCACGGCUCCAUGGAUGGCCUGUCCAUGAACUCCUUCUCCAUGCCGUUCAGCGUCAGCGUCGGCCGGCACAUGAGUCUGACGCCGCCGCUGGAUGUGCCCACGGCGCCGGAUCAGCAGUCGCUGUCCAUUGCGGACAGUGGGCCGCGCUUCUCCUCCACGUACAGCAAUGCCACCGAUUCCGGUUACUCGGCCAGCGCCAGCGGGAGUGGCAGCGGGAGCGGGAGUGGGAGUGGCACUGGCGGCGCCUAUUCCAGCGGGGAUCAGUGGUCGUAUCAGUAUUCCACGCGCAGCAGCUUCGGCAGCGUCCUCUCCGACCAGUCGGAGGCGAUGCGCAAGCUCAGCCUGGACGAUUGGGCCUUCUAUGCCAGCUCGCCGCACCUGGACGAGUUCGCCAGCGAUGGCUGCCUGCAGCGCCGAAUCUCGCGCAAUCUGCGCACCUCCUUCGAGUACGAGCAUUCCAAGAACGAUUUUAUUGGCUUCUUCAGCGACAACUACGCCGGCAACAGUGCUCCGCCCAAUGGCAACAAUUCCGCUUCCGCUGGCGCUGGCGUCGCCGCCGCCGCCGGCGGCAGCGAGGGAGGCGGCAUGGCUCCACCUCAGUACAGGCGCGCCAGCUACUGUGCGAACGAGUCGCGCAGCAAUCCGGAGAUGGGACGCCGCCAGGCGAAUCUGAGACGUCGCCCGAAGCUCGGACUGGCCGUGUGCAUCACCAUGAGCGAGUCCUUCGAGGAGGAAAUGGAACUGUUCUGCAGCGAGCACAUUGCGCUGCUCGAGUCCAUGCUGAGUCGUCUGCGGGCCAGCACUGAGCACGCCUACAUCAAUCACAAGAACUUCUUGCAGAUCAUGUUCCAGGCCUGGCAGGAUGCGCAGCGUUGGUUCAGCGAUCUGUUUACGGCGCCGCGCAUUAAGACGCCCGUCUGGCUGAGCAUCACCACGAGUGGCAGCAAGUACUCCAAGACCGUGGCCGAGCGCUUCAUGAAGGAGCUCUGCGAUCUGCUCUCCUUUGCCGACACCAAGGACUCCAACUUCUUCAUCAGCACCAUGCUGACGGGCAUACUCACGUAUCAUCUGGGCUGGGUGGCCACCGUGUCGGCCUUCAAUAGCUCCAGCUCGCGUCGCUGCACUGCAUCGGCCUCGUCGGCGGCCAUUGAGCGGCGCGCCAAGCUGCUGCAGGUCUCCCAGAAGCAUCCGUACAAUGCGCUGUGGGCACAGCUGGGUGAUUUGUAUGGCGCCAUCGGCAUGCCGCCCAAGCUGGCGCGCACCAUCAUCUACGGCUCGGAGAAGAUGUGGGUGGACAAGCUGCUCAAUGUGCUCACCUACUUCAUACGCUGCAGCGAGGUGCGACGCGCCGCCAAGCGGGAGGACUUCAACAAGCAGCUCAUCAACGAGCUGGUGAUCAGCCAAAGCGGCCAGGAGCGGCACAAGAGUCCGCCCGCCAUGCGGCGACGUGCUGCGGCAGCUGGCGUUGGCCUCAGUCGCACCACCACCUGCAAGCAGAACCUGAAUGCCAUUGUGGAUGACGAUGAUCUGCAGCAAGAGGAUGAACUGGGAAGCGGGGAUGAGGAGCUAGAGCUAGAGCUGGAGCUGCAGCAGCAGCAACAGCAACAGGAGGAGGAUGCCAAGCUGAUUGGCACACUGAAGAAAAACGAGAUUCCGACGGUGCUGGCAUUUCGCGACUCGCACUUUGUGCAGCAGGAGCUGCGCAUUGGCAACUACCUCAUGGACACGGGCAUCGAGAAGAAGGCGCUGCUAGCGCGGCAGGCCCAAAAGUACUUUCGCACCGGCAAGGAUGGGCGCAUACGUUUGACUGUGACGACGCCGGAGAACGUGGAGAUGUGCAUGGAGGAGGACUCGAAUGCCGGCUCCGUCGGCACCGGCGGCAGCAUUGACGACGGCGCCAUCGAAGCCCUGGAGUUCGAUGAGAGCCGAACAGCUGCAGCAGCAACUGCAGCGGAAACGGAUCCGAAUCCAGCGUUGCCCUGCAAGAAGAACUUCUUCUGGAACAUAGUGCCCACGACGGGCGUCAAGGAGGGCUUCAGUCUCAGUGAUCUCGCGAAGCUGCAGCAGGGCGUCAAGAUCAUAAAUCGCAAGCUGGAGCGCCGCAGUAGCAGUUACUCCGUGGAGAACGAGCCGCCGUCCGCCGGCAACGAGUCACUGGAACAUCUGGGAGCGGAUCGCCGUGUCUCGCAUUUGUCACUGUCGGAUCUGAUCACACAGAACAGCAUGGGCAAGAGCGAUCGCAUGACGUGGGGCAUUGAGCCCAUCAAGGAGAAUGUCAGUCUCGAGGAACAAAUCCACUUUGAUCUCUGCCAGAAGCUCAUCGAACGGGAGCACGGCAUCUGCCGCCAGACCUCAGCGGACAAUGGCAAUGGCGUUGUCUUCGUCCUGGGCGACAAUGAGCCGCUGAUAAAUCUCAAGAAGAGCAACGAGGAUCUCACCGAUGAGGCAAAGCCCUCAAUGCUGUGCGCCCUGCAUCAGCGCACCCAUGACGCCAGCAUGGCCAACAAGAAGCACUCGGGCAUGAAGUUCAACUUUCAGCAAUAUCCGCAGAUUGCGACGAACUACAUGAAGAGCAAGAAUCUGGUCAUGUCCAACUACGAUCUGCUGAUGGACAAGGUCAGCAAGCUGGAGGCCAGCGAGUCCCUCAAGUCCAGCGACAGCAGCGUCACCCUGCAGCAGCAGCAACAACAACAACAACUGGCGGCCAGCAGCAGCUCCACAAUUUCGCCAGCGGCUGUGGGCAGCGAACGUUGCAUCGUGUGCAACAGCGGAGGCGCGCUCAGUGGCGGCGCCACGUACCAGACGCCCUCCAACGCGACCGAGCUGGAGUUUGAAACGGACGAGGUGCACUGCUACAACGAGAGCAGCAACAGCUCCAGCGCCUUGCAGCCGGUCAACUCGGCUGCCUCCAUCGAUACGCUGAAGUCGAUGCCGGAGCCGGCGUCCACGCCCAGCUAUACGCGACGGGUCCAGGCGAAACGUGUGAACUCGCAGCGCAGCUCCGUCUCAUCGGUGGCCGCCAAGUGUGCGGCUGUCAAUGAGUCGCAGCAGAUGCUGAAGCUGCCCGUGCCGGGCAUCAAGGAGCUGCCGCAAGAGGAUGAGCCGCCCGGCGACAAGCUGCGCGCCGGCUUCAUUCCAUCGCUGAUGCUGAGCGUCAGCGAUCACUACGUCUCCGACAUGGUGCUCCAGGGCACGUGUGCACCGCCGUUUAAGUGGGAAAUGAAUCUACGCGAGGACCUGGCGCUGGCCGCACGUUCCGCCUCGCUCAUCUCACAGCCGGCGGAGAACAUUGCCAUUGUGGCGGACAUGGAUAAGUGGGAUGUGCGUCUAAUCUCAUCGCAGUCACAGCAGUUCCCCUAUGCCGGCGGCCAGAGCUCGCCGGUGGGCAUGUCCCAGCUGGUUUCCAGCAUGCUCGAGACUGUCCAGGCCAUGCACGCCGGCGGCAUACCCGCCUACGACUGCCUGUCCUUUCUGGAGUCCAAGCUGCAGGAGAUCUACAUGCAAUCGGAAACCUUGGCUGCAUUUCUUCUCGAAACGGAUCCCUGCCGUCUGGGCGACAUUACGACACCGCUGCAGCUCUCCGAGAAUGAUGUGCCGCUGCUGCUCUCCAUUGCGUACAUCCAUACGCCCAAGAUUAGUCGCAAGUGCGGCAUCAGCUUCAGAUGACAAACGCGUCUGGGCCGGACCAACAAUCAUUGCCAAAACAUAAUUAAGAGCCAGUUCAUCAAGCUUCAUCCUCUCACGCAUCAUCCAAAGCGAAACAAGCGAAAUACUCCAGCGAAUUUUCAUUUCACUGACUUUGUGAUAUAUAUAUAUAUAUUUAUAUGAAUAAUAGCGUGUAGUAAAAGCAGGUUACGUUAGUUAGGGCAUACGGCAGCUUAACAUAACAAACAAACAAACAAACACUCAUACUCUAUAGAAGUCGCACCUGUCAUCCAUUAUGGCAUUAAUAUUAACAUUUAUAAUUAUAUACCAUACCAUAGCAUACAACGAUAUAAUUUAGGGAACCCACUCAUCGCAGUCACAUGAAGAAGUAUUGUAAAUUAUUUGAUUUAGAUUUAGUUAGCAUGAUUGUGUGCACGAUUUAGUAGCACUCGGGGCUGCUAUCGAUCGAUAUCAUGGUAUCAUGUGCUCGAGCUACUCGUAGUGUUUGCAUUAGAUUUAAUAAUUUAUGACAGCAAUAAUCUAUUAAUUGAUUUAAUUAUAUUAUUCACCUUACACUGCGUAUACAUAAGUUUAUAUUGAAUAAAGUAGGGGACCAUCGGUUAGCAUUCGACGAUUAACUACACGUACAUAAACACAUGUAUACCCAAGCAAUGCAUUAGCUCGCAUAAAAACUUUUGAAACAAAUACAAACUGUAAAAGCAAAAAUCAAA
Molecule: messenger RNA, 6174 nt
Organism: Drosophila montana
Lineage: Eukaryota; Metazoa; Arthropoda; Insecta; Diptera; Drosophilidae
Exons: 7
Coding region: 1016-5464 (1482 amino acids)
Cellular component (GO): cytoplasm
Molecular function (GO): ATPase inhibitor activity; protein-folding chaperone binding
Source: RefSeq, a predicted model, not a curated record